UAUGCUCGUUUCUCAGACAGGCAGUAACAUUUUCUCACAGUUCUCUCUUCUUUAUGAAACACUUUCAAAAAAGUUCAAUGAUCAAGUUAAUGAUCAACCUACAGGUUGGACUCAAGAAAUGAUUAAGUCACUCCCGUGUAUUUCACUCCCGUGACCGUGCCUUUUCGUCCUGGCGUCGUUCCGCUGUACUGUAGCGUUUUUGUAUCCUUGUUGAAACAUAUUGCUGCAGACGAACCCAUGAUUCAUUACAAGCUAGCAAGCAAAAGCAAGCUAGCGACGACACAGUAGACGCGGCAGGGCGGCACGAAGAAGAUUGAUUGACAAUGGUCUACAGCCAAUCAGGACGCAGAAAAAAUUGGCCAGUGCAGAUAGACGAGAGAGGGAAGAAAGACACACUAAAUUUCCCACAAUGCAGUUCUUUUUAAAGGGCCAGGCUGUGCCUGUAGCAGCGUUCAUACGCUGGAAUGAACAGCGAAUCCACAAAAGGUGAACCGUGAUAGAGCGAGGGAACACUAUGGAUCAUUUCGUAGCAUAUCUGCAUGUGUUGCUUUAUCAAAGUUGCAUCCUUUCAUUUUUUCACUGGAAAAAGUUUGGACACCCCUGAGUUAGACUUUUUUGCAUUGCAUGCAAAAUUGCAGUUUUUAGAAUGGUUGUGGUAGUCUGAAUUCCACGUAUUUUAUGCUACAAAGAAUGGCUUUGUUGCAAAGUUGUCCAACGCCUCCAACCUAACAAGCCACACAAGUGGACUGUAUCAUAAUAACAGGAACAAUAACGUGAUUGACAUGAAUGCACAUGACUGUAGGUUCUAAUCCAAGUCGAUGUCAAGUGGUGUUAUCCCAGCAAAAAUAAAGCACGAGAAAAGACUCCGUUGUUUUGUUGUCUUUUUCUUUCUGGUGUCAGAAAACUGGAUCUAUGGAAACGCACAGUGGUACCAUCUGGAACCAAACCAUAUCAAAACUGAAACAAUUUUUCCAUUAGGAAAUCAUUUAAAUCCAAUGAAUCGCAAAAAUGUUAACGCCAAACACUUUUAAUGCAGGAUAAUAGUUUUAUUUGCGGUGAAGUGGUUAAUGUCACUUUCGUCUCCACUGAUCACACCACUUAAGUUGACAACAUUUUUCUAUUACAAGUCAUCCCUCAUUUAUAGCAGGGACUCGAGACGGCCCAGAGUUAGCGAGCUAGCCCGUUAGCCUCUAAUUUAUUUCUUCUAAACUUAAGAAGCCAAAAACCUACCACUUCCACACGGAAUGGGAGGAGAACUAUUUUCACUCUAUCAUGUGGGACAUGCCAUGGCUGACUUCAUGCAGGGUUAAGGUAAUGUCAUGUAAGCUAACGUCUCAUCAAUGUUUUGUGUCAUUACUGCCACCUUGAGACCAGAAUUCUACGCAUCACGAAAGAACUUGUAAGCAAUACCGAGCAAGGUAACUAAUAACUGGCUACACACUCGGAGAAGCUGCCUGGCCGGCGGGAAGGCAAAGAGAAACAAAUGGCAAAUUUACGCCGCUCAUGUAUGAAAUAUUACAAACACGUCUCAGGGUGAGGCGGUGCAGUUUAGGGUGAAAAAAGUUUAAACACAAGUUUUUUUUUAAACUUGUUUUUUUCAAGGGUUUGUAUCAUGAAUGUUUUAUCUUCCGUGGUCAGCCUUGCCCCCACUGGUAGUUUAUGGGUCAACAUUUUGUUGCAAUGACAGUGAAAGCGUCACAGAUAGGACAACGGGCAACAAGUGAUAAUGUGUGCGUCAUGAAAUGCAGUCUUGCACGCUAUCAGCAUCCUUGAGGAAACAGUUUUGUUUGCAUGGUCUUGUAUGGCUUAAACUCUCCUAUGAUACAUUAGCAAUUAAAGAAGAUGAAAACGUUUAAACUACAUUAAUACAUUAAUUAUAAUGCAGUCGUCCCUCGCAAUAGUUUGAGUAUGGCUCCCUCGCUAUAUCGCGGGUUUUCAAAAAUGUAUUAAGAAAUGAUGUUUUGUGGUUGAAUAUAUGGCCUAUUUUUAGUAAAAAAAAAAAAAAAAAAAGUAUAUUUAAGCAAACUGUCCUUAUUCUUGGCCUAAAUUAAGCAUUAUGAAGCAUAAAGAUGGCUAAAUUAACGAACUAAAUGAGCUGAAAUACAAAUAGAAGGCAGAAGAGGCGAACUGUGGCUCUAGUAAUGUAUUCUACAUUGGCCACUAGGUGUCGGUGUUCGGUGUGACAGGCACUAGACUCGUCACUAAGGUUCCCUUGGGAACACAUUUACUGUGACACACACGGAGCACAAGCAUGAUUUACGUCUUACAUGUCUUAUUUACUCGUAUUCUGUCUACUGCAUCGAGUAACACGAGUGCAAAGCCAUUUAAAGCCGGAAGUACGCUGUCCAGAAAGAAACGAGGAGCUGCUAACGUAAUUGGACUGCCAGCCCCCAGUUGACUGAUAUAUGCCUCGGUGCUUCCCGUGGCUCCCCGAGUGCGCCAAUCAGAGACGGCACAGCCGCCCAAACGUGUUCCUCCGUGCAGCCGCUGAGUGAAUGGGAUGUCAUAUCUUCCUUACAAUGUCAAUACAGACGCUUUCCGCCGCGAAAUGCCCCUCCGCAUUGGUAGUUUUGCGUUCUUUUUUUCAGUGAAAUGUUUGAAUUGGCUGACUCAGCAGUCCGAGUGCCAACAAAAUCUGUCCGAGAUGGCAAAAACAAGAUAUGAGAAGCUAAGCUGUUAACAUGUGCCAGAGGCCGCAGCACUUUUGCAGAACAGACCCGGCACAUUCUCAGCACGUCAGACUUCCCCUGGAACAUCGUGGCUUUUCUGCGGAGUGGAGAUGCACCGCACUAAGGGAACAAAACAGGAAGUGAUUUUCCUCAAACGGUGACAGCAGUAGCGGUAAUAGGAAGGUUAUGGAGUCCGUUUAGAUAAGGCCUUUUGUUUGGAGGGUCACAAGCAGCUAAUUGACUGAGUGACUGCUUUUUCCAAGCAUCAUCGGAGCGCUUUGUGGUGCAUUUUAACAGCAGCGCUCACAACAAAAGUAAAAAAUAACACGUUAACAGCGGUAACUAGUUUAGUUAAUUAUGUUAACAUUUGCACCACGAUUAACGCACACGCGUCAUGACAAACCUCGCUUCCAUGUGAUGAGGGACGAAGGCAAGUAUCCCCACCGAGUCCUUUUUUAAACUUUGUUCCUACCUUAACACGUCAACAGCGGUGCUCAGGUGCAUCACCGUGCUGGCGUUGAAAGAAGAAAUCAAGGAAGCCAGUGUUGCCAAAGUGGAGGUGCCAACAAAACGGGGGUCACAAGCAGUCGAAACUCCUUCUGCCCAAAAAGAGUCUUCACCAAAGCGUAAAAGGAUGCGCAGACAAGGGGAGACCAUCUUCUUUCUCUUUUGUUGCACCCUCAGCUGGAGUGCCGUUUCCAUGCCGUUCAAGCCAGGUGAUGGUGGGGAUCGGGUUUCCAGUGGCAUUGCACUCCAGAGAUAUUUGGCUGCCGUACGCUACUCUCUUCUCCUUGGGAACUCUGAGGAUUCGUGCUGGAGCUGCACAUGUCACAGACCACACACAGACAAGUAGAGACACAUUGGAGCACAGUGGCGUCGGUGCAAGCAGAGAUGAAUGAGGCAGCUCUUCUUCCAGUGGUCCAGGCAGGAGACGGGAGGACACUUUCCAGAGCAGAGUUUCUCUCACUGCUAAACACCUACAACUGCUUCCUGAAGGACCAGAUUCAACUGCAUCUGAGUUACUUUCAGGGCGACGAUGGCGAAGUGGUUGUGGAGGGCUUCCUAAAUAUCUGCUGGGGUGUUAAAAGACCCAUUCGGCUGAAAAUACAGGAUGAGAAACAGAUGCUUCCCUUUGGUCCCCUCAUCUCAUCCGACCCAACGAGCCCGGUCAGCCCGAUCGGAAACAGGAGGGGCAUGUCACGAUGGGGGGAGUAUGUCGACCUUCACCAGAUAGAUGAGAUGGGUGAGACAGCGCGCCAAACUGUGGUCAACAAUCCUCUACCAGGGCCUGCUGUUUAUGAGACCACAACGCUUCGUCCUGUGAGGCAGAAGAGCUGCGAGCUGGAGGCAGAGGCCAGCCUGAUUCGCUGCAUGAGCGACGCCUCACUGGUCAAGAGGCGGAGUCGUCGAGGCAAGUCAGCGGCGCAGAGAGAGAGAGAGCGACGACAUCGCUUUUCUAUAAACGGACACUUCUAUAACUAUAAGACUUCCAUCUUCACUCCUUGCUUUGGAACAGCAACUAAGGUCCGCAUUACAAGUAAAAUGGUCACAAACCAAGUCAUUGAACAGCUACUGAACAAAUUCAAGAUAGAGAAUGACCCUCAGGAGUUUGCACUAUACUGUGUUCACCAGAGUGGAGUCUUGGUGGAUGCAGAAAAGAGGAAGAUGAACAAUAGAGACCAGCCGCUGUGGGAGCGCAUACUGCAGGGCCCUUCCGAUGACAUCAUGAAGAUCUUUUUGAUGGACAUGGAUGAAGAGGAAGUCAGCAAUGAUGUGGCCCAGUAUCUAAACUUGGAGCUUCCCAUCCUGGAGCAGGUUCUACUAAAUCUCAGGGAGGAGGAGAACAGGGAGGUUCAGAUGGUUAUUAGCAAAUACCAGAAACACCACAGAGUCCUGUCCCGUAUGUUGAGCUGCAAGAUUUCACCUCACAUUGAGACCAGUGUCUGAUAAGACGCAAUACAUGCAGAAACCGAUGGACAAAUUUGUGUGGCUAGAGCUGUACUGCAACAAAACAGGAAAAGGGAAAUGAAGCUGCACUCAAUUCAAACCGUAACGAUAAUGGUGUAAUGUAAAGCAAACACUGCCGCCUUGUGUGUCUGGUGGCAAAUAGUGGUUCUCAACUUGCCAGAUAGCGUAAGUUUUUGAACUAAAAUAUCGCCAACAUAUUUUAUUUAAUGACAAUGCCUUGUGAAUUUGAGCAACAGGUUCCCAAAAAAAGACUCAAAUUCAUAGCCUUUUAUUAAAAUGGAACCCACAUAAGCAAGUCAAUUGUAACUUCCAUAAGACACUAAAUCAUGACGUUCAACAUAAACAAAAUGCACUUAAGCUAAUGCGCUAGCUUGAUGCUAAUUUACUUUGAAAAUCCCAUAUACGGGCUAGCAAUUACCAUUAGCCACUUACAUGGCGAUUUUGAAUACUUCCAAAUACGGCAAUUAAAUAGACAAGCACAUUCCACUUAAACAGCUGAUAUGUAAUAAGCAUGACAUACUUACAAACACAACACAUUAAAUGUGUUAGUUAAUGGAAGUAGACAACAAACACACCUGGUUGGUCUUCUUCGAUGAUAGCAGGUUUCAAUUUCAAAUAGCGUUACAGUAGAGAUGUGCGAGUAUUGAACGAGUCGUUAAAAACUCGUGAGUGUCUCUGUUAACUCGUUCACUUACCCACCCCUGCUACCGCUAGCCACAUAAAAAAAAGAAAGUAAGGCAACAUAUCACAGGCGCUCUGUGAUCGGUGACUCCAGCGAAUUGAGUACCCCAUUCACGCAGGGGUGUGCACAUACGCUCAGUGACGGGUGACUCGAGUGAAAUAAGUACCCGACUCACUUCAUUCAGAGACUUGUAAGAACUCGAGUCAGUAAGAGGAAUCGAGUUUUCCAUCAUUACACUUCAGUGCGUCGUCACCAGCUACCCGAGUAUUAAUCGACAACGCCCCGCUGCAUAAAAAAUUCCCUUCAGAAUAAAAGUGUAAUUUUUUUUGACAAUUUCUGCGUUAAGACAAACACCUUCUUCCUCUUCUUCUUCUUUUUUCUUCUUCCAGUCAUUUUUAGUGUAAUAAAUUGCUUCCAAUUUGGGAGUCAUUCUACUUCCAAAAUGAGACUUACUAGUCAGCAUUCAGUGUAUGGUUAAUGUGCUGUAUGGGAUUAAAGUCAAACCUGCAUCAGUUUGCUGCAGCAAAGGAUGGAUUGCACAACAAGUAAUGCACUUGUUGCUUUUUCAAUGGACUAUUUUCCAACAAAAUGAGCUGCUGAAACAAACUGCACAAACAUGAUGGACAAGCUUGGUACUGUUGUCUAUAAAGUAAUUAGGGUCAAGGUGUAAAAAUGUGGGCAUUAUUUUUUUGCUAGCUUUUUCAAGAAACCCCAGAAAGAUCAGUUUGUAAUUUAGCAUUAUUUUGCAUAUUAAAAACUCUAGCCUCACUCAUGUUUGGGAUCAAGUAAAAAAAAUAUUUGUACAUUUUCUUUUGCACUUACUCUAAAAUGAAAGCAAUGCAACAACAAACUACAUUGAACUUCACUUGAUGCUUUGAAGUGUAUUUAAUAUCAAGCAGCAUUUUUUUGCAAACAAUUCACUUCAAUAUUGUACCAAAUGUAACAAAGUGUUCUCAAAAAGCAAAAACUCAAGCUUUGUCUUAAACUUUUGGCACAGUCCUCUUGCACUUGUGACUCUGCAUCUCAUGUUUGUUGCUGCGGGGGUUGAACAUCACCUCAAAGUGGCACU
Dunckerocampus dactyliophorus (ringed pipefish) is the source of this 6388-nucleotide messenger RNA. It is a transcript of the gene rassf6, whose product is annotated as Ras association domain family member 6. Bases 3495 to 4616 code for a protein of 373 amino acids. The transcript is spliced from 14 exons. The record is from RefSeq and is a predicted model, not a curated record. Gene Ontology annotation, biological process: signal transduction. NCBI's taxonomy places the organism in Eukaryota, Metazoa, Chordata, Actinopteri, Syngnathiformes, Syngnathidae.